Messenger RNA from Microtus oregoni (creeping vole), 1254 nucleotides. RefSeq names its product zinc finger CCHC-type and RNA binding motif containing 1 (gene Zcrb1). Lineage: Eukaryota; Metazoa; Chordata; Mammalia; Rodentia; Cricetidae. Gene Ontology annotation, biological process: mRNA splicing, via spliceosome. The coding region runs from base 549 to 1202 and encodes 217 amino acids. Gene Ontology annotation, molecular function: zinc ion binding; RNA binding. Gene Ontology annotation, cellular component: U12-type spliceosomal complex. The record is from RefSeq and is a predicted model, not a curated record. The transcript has 8 exons.
GCCAAGCCCGGGCCCGCGUUCGCUGAGGUGUCGGUGUUACGGGAGGGGCGCUGCUCGGUGCUUUCGGUGGGACCGGAGGGGCGCUGCUCGGCGCUUUCGGGGUGACCGGAGGGGCGCUGCCCGGUGCUUUCGGUGGGACCGGAGGGGCGCUGCUCGGUGCUUUCGGGGUGACCGGAGGGGCGCUGCUCGGUGCUUUCGGUGGGACCGGAGGGGCGCUGCUCGGUGUUUUCGGGGUGACCGGAGGGGCGCUGCUCGGUGCUUUCGGGGUGACCGGAGGAGCUCUGCUCGGCGCUUUCGGUGGGACCACAGGGGCGCUGCUCGGUGCUUUUGGGGUGACCGGAGGGGCGCUGCUCCGAGCUCUCGUUGAAUCCGGAGGGGUGCUGCUCCGCGCUCUCAGUUGAUCCGGAGGGGCUUUGCUUGACGCAAUCGGUGGGACCGGGCAGGCGCUGCUCCGCGCUCUGGCCGUGGAUGCUCGCCCCGCAGAGAGGAGCUGGGGGUGAGGCCGCCGCGGGCUCGCAACCUCCACUCAGGGCCGCUGCACUGAAGAGAUGAGUGGUGGCUUGGCACCAAGUAAGAGCACGGUUUAUGUAUCCAACUUGCCCUUCUCCCUGACGAACAAUGAUUUAUACAGGAUAUUUUCCAAGUAUGGCAAAGUUGUGAAGGUUACUAUAAUGAAAGACAAAGACACGAGGAAGAGUAAAGGUGUUGCAUUUAUUUUGUUUUUGGAUAAAGACUCUGCCUUAAACUGCACCAGAGCAAUAAAUAACAAACAGUUAUUUGGUAGAGUAAUAAAGGCAAGCAUUGCUAUUGAUAAUGGAAGAGCAGCUGAGUUCAUCCGACGGCGAAACUACUUUGAUAAAUCUAAGUGUUAUGAGUGUGGGGAAAGUGGACACUUAAGUUAUGCCUGUCCUAAAAACAUGCUUGGAGAACGUGAGCCUCCCAAGAAGAAAGAAAAGAAGAAGAAGAAGAAAGUUCCUGAACCAGAAGAGGAGGUUGAGGAAGUUGAAGUGAGUGAAGAAGAAGGGGAAGAUCCGGCUCUGGACAGUCUCAGUCAGGCCAUAGCGUUUCAGCAAGCCAAGAUUGAAGAGGAGCAAAACAGAUGGAGAGGCAGUCCAGGGGGUCCCGCAGCCUCCGAUGAUUCCAGACGACCAAGGAUAAAGAAAAGCACAUAUUUCAGUGAUGAAGAAGAACUUAGUGAUUAAAAUUGUAUUUAUUUUGUAAAUAUUAUUCAAAUAAAAUGUUACUGUACAAAAU